Molecule: messenger RNA, 1874 nt
Organism: Mercenaria mercenaria
Lineage: Eukaryota; Metazoa; Mollusca; Bivalvia; Venerida; Veneridae
Product: transforming growth factor-beta-induced protein ig-h3-like
Exons: 6
Coding region: 10-1068 (352 amino acids)
Biological process (GO): cell adhesion; extracellular matrix organization
Cellular component (GO): extracellular matrix
Molecular function (GO): cell adhesion molecule binding
Source: RefSeq, a predicted model, not a curated record
AUUAGUUAUAUGGUUCAUAAGUUUAGAAACAUUGCAAAUAUGAAAGUCGUAGGGUUGUUGCUUCUUACCGGCUUUUCAGCUGUGUUUGCCAGUGAACAAUUAUGGAUGGAAUUGAUGUCAGCUCAGAUUGUUAAUGCCGACGGGGAUGUCGCCAAUGCCGACAAGAAUAUACCUCAGCUUGCAACUGACUUGGGACUCAAGACCCUUGUUACACUGGUGAAGAAAGCUGGACUCGUUGAUGCACUAUCCGGCACAGGGCCAUUCACCGUCUUUGGACCAACAGACGAUGCGUUUUCCAAACUGCCAAAACCUUUCGUAGAUUUUCUUUUGAAAAACGUCACAGUUCUUGCAGAUAUUCUCAAGUAUCACGUUGCCAACGGUAAAGUCUUGUCUAAAGAUCUAAAGAAUGACGAGCUUGUCCCGUCACUGCUAGGUAGCGACAUUCGAAUCAACAUUUACAAAAAUGGAGAGAUUAUAACAGCGUCCGGCCGACAAGUUACACUGCCGGAUCAAGAAGCUUCUAACGGGGUUAUCCACGAGGUUGGCGGCGUGUUAUUUCCACCACCGGGUACGAUUACAUCUGUUGUGAAGAAGUGCCCGGUCUUCAGUACUCUACUCAAGGCUGUUGGUGCUGCGCCUGGAAUUGCUGGAACCCUUGAUGGUAAAGGACCAUUCACCUUGUUUGCUCCCUCGGAUAAAGCAUUUGCAAAGAUUCCCGAGAAGUGUCUUGAUGCGCUGCUGAAAAAUACCACACUUCUGACAAAGGUGCUUGAGUAUCACGUGGUUCCGUCUACCAUGUACAGUGCGGGCCUCUCUUGCGGAGAUAAACUCAAGACUGUGGAGGGAGGUGAUGUAAAAGUUACUAAAGUGUUUGGUCGUACUUGGAUAAAUAGGUCACGUGUCACAUAUGCGGACGGCACCACAACAAACGGUGUUAUCCACGUGAUUAACCGCGUGCUGUUUCCAAGAUGUGCGAAUGAUAUCUGCGGGGAUGCUUAUGCUGAUGACGACAACGACAACAAGGAAAACGCAGACGAAAAUAUCUUCAAGGCUUUUUUUAGCAAUUAAUGUUUUACAACUUCAUCUUAAAUCUACCUGCGCUGCCAUCUUAGGUUUUACAAAAGGAUUUCCGCAUUUGAAAUACAGUCCACAACUUAAGUUAAAACCAUGUCGUAAUAUUACAUUUAAUCGUGUAAAAACGUGUCUUGUUUCAUAGAUGGGGUAGUAAAAUUAAAAGGUUGCUAACUUAUAAAACAUUCGGCAUAAUAAGUAAAAUUUUAGUAACUUUAAUAAUCUAAAUACUGAAAUAUACUUACUAUGAUACCCUUUUUGGAAUACACUAGUAAUACAUUCCAUCUACCUUUAUGUGUAUAUAGUGCGUGUAUUGUAGUUCAGUGUUGUUUGCGUGUGAGGUUGCAGCUCCCUUUUGAAUUCUGUGACUGUUUCUGUUUAAACAGACGAGUAGUUGUGUGUCAUAAAUGUCUAUGCAAAAGCCUGCGCACAUCUAAAUAUUUCAUAAUCGGGCAAUCUCUUUUUUACUGAGAAAUCCUUUAGUGAUCAAAGUGCUUAGAAUCUCAUAUCAAAGUCUCUUACAUACAGCUGUUAGUCUUUUUUUCUGCGAUAUAUUUCUUUAUGAUAACAAGAAUGUGCAAUUUUGUCAAUAUACCAUCAAAACUCAUUUAGAAUACAUUAUUCAAUCAAACUGCUUAGAAUAUCUCGUAAUGUAGAGUGAUAUAAACAGCUGUUAUGUUUAUUUUCUAAUUCUAUGAUAUUUCUUGUGUUUAUUUUCUAUGAUAUUUAUUUGCGUGUUACUGAAAGAUGCAUUGAUAAUUUAUACCGUAGCUGUAAUUUCUAAUAAACGCUCUUAAACUUCA